This is a messenger RNA of Fusarium subglutinans, 1395 nucleotides long. Its product is annotated as CMGC CDK kinase. The transcript has 2 exons. Lineage: Eukaryota; Fungi; Ascomycota; Sordariomycetes; Hypocreales; Nectriaceae. Gene Ontology annotation, cellular component: nucleus. Gene Ontology annotation, biological process: protein phosphorylation; regulation of mitotic cell cycle. Gene Ontology annotation, molecular function: cyclin-dependent protein serine/threonine kinase activity; ATP binding. The record is from RefSeq and is a predicted model, not a curated record. Bases 1 to 1395 code for a protein of 464 amino acids.
AUGUCCAGCAAAUCUCGGUGGGCCGACACCGAAGAAGACGCCCGCAUCGACGCCAGGCUCAAGGAAGAAAAGCGACGUAAGAAGGCAGAAAAGGCUCGAAAAGUUGAAGAAGAGAAGAAAGCGCAAGAGGCCGCACAGCAAAAGGCACUCCACCUUGACGAUGACCGGCCCUCGAAGCGACGCAGGAUCACCCCCGAGCCAGGCGCAAACCAACAAGACAAGGCACCUCCAGCGAAGCUAUUGCGGUUUCCGGCGGGCACCUGGGGGAAGUGCAGAAGCGUUGAGAAUUACGAGAAGCUAAACGAUAUCGAGGAGGGGACUUAUGGCUGGGUUGCGCGGGCGACAAACAAAGCUACGGGAAAGGUUGUCGCGCUCAAGAGAUUGAAGCUGGAACCUCAAGAUCGAAACGGUCUCCCCGUCACAGGCCUGCGCGAAAUACAAAUAUUGAAGGAUUGCCAACACCGGAAUAUUGUCACCAUGGAAGAAGUGGUUGUAGGUGACGACGUAUCACGGCCAGACAAGCUACAGCUAACAGCCAGCCCCAGCUCUUUAUUCCUCGUCCUCGAAUUCGUCGAACAUGACCUAAAAUCCAUUCUUGAUGAUAUGCCAGAGCCGUUUCUCUCUUCCGAAGUAAAGCGCCUCCUAUUGCAGCUUACAUCAGGCAUCGCAUAUCUUCAUGACAAUUGGAUUCUACAUCGCGACCUCAAAACCUCUAACCUCCUCCUUAACAACCGUGGCCAGUUGAAAAUUGCCGACUUUGGCAUGGCCCGCUAUGUUGGCGAUCCUCCCCCGAAACUCACACAACUCGUCGUCACCCUUUGGUACCGGGCUCCGGAGCUACUGCUUGGCGCAAAGACAUACGAUGCGGCGGUAGACAUGUGGAGCGUGGGCUGUAUCUUUGGGGAGCUGAUAACCCGGGAGCCUCUUCUUCAGGGCAAGAAUGAGGUCGAUCAAGUUUCGCGCACCUUCGAGCUCUGUGGUGUUCCCACAGAAGAGACAUGGCCUGGGUUUCGUCGUCUCCCCAAUGCGCGCUCACUGCGACUUCCAAAGACACAUGUUGCUACCGGGUCUGUCAUUCGCGCCCGCUUUCCCGGUCUCACGACCGCAGGCGCCAGUUUGCUGGGUGAUCUCCUAUCACUUGACCCCGGAAGAAGACCAUCGGCGAGUGAGAUGCUUCAGCACGAGUACUUCCGACAGGACCCAAAGCCCAAACCAGAGAGCAUGUUCCCAACGUUCCCUAGUAAGGCAAACCAGGAACGGCGAAUGCGUGCAGAGCCUCAUGCGCCUGUGCGCGGUGGACAGGCUGCGUCGCUGGGCGAUGCUGACUUCAGUGGCAUUUUUCAGGGGCGGGAUAAAGAAGAAAGGGGGGCAGGGUUUCAGUUGCGCAUGGUUUAA